Messenger RNA from Fundulus heteroclitus (mummichog), 4913 nucleotides. Its product is annotated as anoctamin 1, calcium activated chloride channel a. The record is from RefSeq and is a predicted model, not a curated record. Lineage: Eukaryota; Metazoa; Chordata; Actinopteri; Cyprinodontiformes; Fundulidae. Gene Ontology annotation, molecular function: protein dimerization activity; chloride channel activity. Gene Ontology annotation, cellular component: plasma membrane. Gene Ontology annotation, biological process: chloride transmembrane transport.
UGAAUGCAACACGUUUCAAGAGCGCUUCGGCACGAUCUCCGCCGCGCUUCUUCCCAGCGCGCUGUAGGUGUGCAGCGUCCGAGAAGAUCGUUUUCUUCUGCAGAAGAAGGUCCUUCCAUGUGGUUAGGAGGCGUGUUGGUCCGGAAUGCUUGCAUCCUGUCAGAUAAUGUCAUCCAGGCGCGAUUUACUGCCCCCCUUCCUCCUCCCGACGCUGACCAUCUCCUGGAGAUACGCAGUCCGCCUGGUUUAGAUGCUGCUGCUGCUGCUUCUUGAUUGAUUGGUGCGGUGCGGAGGCAGCAGCUUCUUCCUCGCUUGUCUGUCGGGCUCCGUAUGGGAGGCUUUUUGUGCAGCGUUUGCCCUAACCAGCGCUGGCAGCUGUGAGGAGUGGACGCUUCUGGAGAGCCAGGGCUGGCAAAUCAAGGAGGUCUCCGGUGGAGCCGGUCCUCUCAGCGCUAUGGAGCAACAACAUGAAAGAACGGGGGGCUUGUCCUACCAUGGCAGCAGUCCGGACCUGGGUUCUCCACCAAUCUCCUCUUGUGAGCGUGGAGAAAGCUCGCACCAGGAGGAAGACCCAAUAAUGAGACGGAAUGAGAUUUACCUACCAGUCCCUGGCGAGGACAAAAACCUGGAUGGGGACUUCAGGGAGAAGGACGGGAACAAUGAGUCCAUGCCAAUGAAAACUCUUUAUGCGAGAGAUGGCUCACUCUUGCAUGCGCAACUCGGUCCGUACUUCUCUGAUGGACAGCGCCGUGUGGACUAUGUUCUGACCUACAGCAUCCACAAGCCCAGCGGCGUCAGACGACAAUCCUCAAAGUUUGAUGAUGCCACCUUCUUUCAAAGGCUGCGGCGCAGCAUGAGCACCAGAAGCAGCCGCGCUCCGUUGCAGCCAAAGGAGGAUCCAGAGAUCGUAGCUACGGACCAGCAGGCUAAUUUUCAUGAGGAUGACAAACGCUUCAAGCGGGAGGAGUUUGAGCAAAACCUCCUAGACAUGGGACUGGAGCUGGAAAAGGAUGAAAGGACUAAAAUCUCUGGACUCGGCUUCCUGAAGAUCCAUGCUCCUUGGACCGUUUUGUGUCGAGAGGCUGAGAUGAUGAAGCUCAAGAUGCCAACAACAAAGCUCUAUGAGGUGAAACAAGGCACCAACAUAGUGGAGAAAAUCCGACUGUUCAUUCACAAAGUCACCGAUCCUCUCCACCCGAAAGUGGGUCCCACACGACUUGAAGAUGUCAAAUCGUUGUCUCUUCCUUUUUCAAGGGAGAAGCAGCAUCUUUUUGACCUGUCAGACAGAGACCUCUUCUUUGACAGCAAGACGAGAAGCUCCAUCGUCUAUGAAGUACUGAAGAGAAUAAGAUGGACAAGACCCAACUACUCCAUGGGGAUCACCAGUCUGUUAGCCAACGGUGUCUACACAUCUGCUUUCCCCCUGCAUGAUGGAGAUGUUGAGGGGGAUGGUGGAAAACCUAAUGACAGACAGUUGCUGUUCGAGGAGUGGGCCAGCUACAGUGUUUUCUACAAGUACCAGCCUAUUGGACUGAUCAGGAAGUACUUUGGAGAAAAGGUUGGCCUCUAUUUUGCCUGGUUGGGUGUCUACACACAGAUGCUCAUUCCUGCCGCCAUUGUUGGAGUCAUUGUAUUCCUUUAUGGCUGUGCCACUGUUGACGACAACAUCCCGAGCAUGGAGAUCUGUGAUCCCAGGAACAACAUUACCAUGUGUCCGCUGUGUGACCAGGUCUGCAGCUACUGGAAGCUGGUGACAGCAUGUGGCACUGCUAGAGCCAGCCACCUGUUUGACAACCCAGCAACGGUUUUCUUCUCCGUCUUCAUGGCCCUUUGGGGGAUCUGGUACAAUCUCUUGAGGGGCCUCAGCAAGGUGGCGGUCAUUGUUAACGCUUUCGUCAUUGCCUUCACAUCUGACUUCGUCCCCCGGCUCGUCUAUCAGUACAUGUACAGUCCUGAUGGGUCUUUGCACGGCUUUGUCAACCACUCGCUGUCAUAUUUCGAAGUCAAAGACUUUGAGCCGGGUACAGCACCUAUCCAGCCACACCACUUGGGUUAUACUGUAGAUGUGUGCAGGUAUAAGGACUACAGGGAGCCUCCCGGGUCCAUUACUCCGUAUGCACUAUCAAAGGAGUUCUGGGCUAUCCUAGCCGUCCGCCUCGCCUUUGUUAUCAUCUUCCAGAACCUUGUGAUGCUCAUGAGUGAUUUUGUUGACUGGCUUAUCCCGGACAUCCCCAAGGACAUCAGCCUUCAGAUCCACAGGGAGAAGCUCCUCAUGUUAGACCAUUUUAUGAAAGAAGAGCAGGGGAAAAAGCUUCCAGUUCGAGACAACUACAACCACGACAACUACACCAGCCCCUCGCUGGAUAAUGGGAGCCCAUCCCAGCCCCGGUCCCGCCCCAAGUUCCAAGCUAGAGCUGGCUGGUAGUUUCAGAAAUUAGUCAUUAACACAUGGCUUCCUUCAUAAUCAUCAGCAAAGCUUCUGCUGCAUUUCCAUUGAUUGGGAAUUUUAAAAUGUAUGUGACAUGUUCCUGCCAGGCGUCUGUCCCCCAUAAUGUGGAUCAUUUUAGAGUAUUUCUUAUCUUAAAUGUUAUACGUAUAACACACCAUUAGUCACUGACCAAAAACUUUGUUAGUGGUGUCCUGCCAUAGAUGCACAAGUCUCACAAGCUAAUUAUUGGAUGUAUUUGAGAGGAAGAAGCCAUUAGGGGUUACUGUGGGACCAGGUCUAGGUUUACCGUUCAGGAAGCAUUGCCAAACUCCACCUACAGCCUGACGCUUCUCAUAUUUUGAAUAAGGAUGAUCCAAGCGGCCGCCUCUCCAACAGGACCAACAAGCACCUUUCGUUUUGAAGACAACCAGAAAUUCCGUCCAAAUUAUUAUCCUGAGAGCUUUUUCCCUGGAUUUUUAUCACAGGUACAGUUCCAAAGAUCUUCAGACAAAUGUGCAACUUUUUUUUGUGUGCGUGUUGCAAAAUGAUGUACAAACAGACAUUUAUUGAGGUACAUUUUAAAUGUGCAACAUGGGCAGGCACAUGUGCAUAUCUUUCAGAAUUAGAAGCUGGUUUUGAAUGGCUGUUGGCAUCGUGACGCCUGUCUUUUUGUACAUAGACCCUAGACUGAUUUCUUACUAAAGAGGACCCCCUCUCCCAGUAAUCUUGAAGGCACAAGUUUCAGCAUUCGCUUCAACAGACUGGAAUUUUAGACCUUUAACAUCCGGCUUUGGUUUUAUUUUUUUUAUUUAAACAGCACAAAACAAAUUGUUUCAUGAUAUUUUUUUAAAAAGUUUGGCUAGAUCUAAAUGGUUAGAUAAAACUAAAGAUUUUCUAAAAAAAAAUAAAUAAGUGGAAAAGGGAAAAAUUAGCUCCUCCAAAGUCUCCAGAACACUCAGGCAUGAUAGUUCAUCACUACGGACAUAGCGGGGGUUUGUUUUAAUACGCUGGUUACAUUUUUAUUAUAGGUUUCUUACUUUUGGCAUUAGUAAGGGUUGAUAGACAAAAAUCACAGAAUAACUUUAGAAUGAAAUGCAUAAUGAAAAGCACACUUGCAGUAACGUGAUGAUUAGAAACACUAUUUUCAGUUUCAGAUUGGUCCACUUUAGAGAAAAUGUUUAUUUGUUUACCUAAACAAAUGCUUUUCCUGAGAUAAAGCUGCCAAAAUCAACAGGAAAUACAAGGGACGUCAAAUCUGAUUUGGUUUUAAAGUGACUGGAAUUUCAACUCAAAAGUAAAGCAUUAACGGGGUGUGUUUUUAAAGCUAAACUUUCUUAAAAUAUCUGAAAUGGUGUUAGACUGAUGUUUGUUCCAGUUGGGCUGUUUGUGUAUAGUUAAACUUAUACUAUAGAUGACCACAGGUUAAUUGGACCGUGAAAAAGCCCUUCUGGGCUUCUGGCUCAGCGGCUCUUCAGGCUGUAUGCAAACCCAGGUACCACAGGACCCCACACUCUGCCUUAUAAUCUAACCGCUGGGAUUAAAUGACAGAUUAACUUGUAUUGACUUAUUUAAGAUGUCCGCUCACACGAUAUGCUGCUGUAUACCAGUGAAACCUGGUAUACGGCAGCCCUUUUCCACCAUUGCCUUGCCUUAUUUUAACUGUGUAGAAGAUUUUCUGAUUUUACUAUGCUCUGCAUACGUUUAGCUAUCCUUUCCCAGACUGAAUAUUUAAAAAUAUAUAUUUUUAUUUUCUAUUUGCUAAAACAAAAUGUGGGAGUGACUGGAUACUGUACCGAAGAGUGGAGAUGGAACACAGACUCUGUGUUGUACUGUCAGAUAAAACUCUGCUGAGGGAUUUAAGCAAUUAAACUCCUAGCUCAGACUGAUGGAAUAUAUUUCUUUUUUAUUAAGUUAUGUAAAAUGCAUUUGAGAUGAAAAUGUUGUCUUUUUGAUUGGAUCAACGUGGCAUUUCUCAUACUAAAGGGACCAAUAGCUUAACUACUUCUACUCUCUUUUAUACAACUGAUCUUCAAUAUUUAACUAGAAAACAUGAAACAAACUGUUUGCUUUCUGUAUACAAGCUUGGAUGUGUGAUGCAGUUUCCAGACAUUUGUUCUGUAAAGGUGUUAACUGCUUUUUUUUUUUUUUUUUGCGUUUACAUAUUUAUGGGCUGAUGUACAGUGAUGGCAGACAUGCAGGAACAGGGCCUGAGAGUGUCCAUAAGCACAGGAGCUUUAUCUCUAAUUAAUGUCCAUCUUUGUUAAAUGUGAAGACCCUCCUCGGAUGUCCUUUUCAUGUCACCCUCUGCCUUGUCCAGCUGUUUUGACUUGUUUAGGACUGUUUAGUGUCAAAGCACAUUUCGCAACAGGGAUGACUAUAUUUGCAUGUGUAACCAUUCAGUUUGUCUCUGGUAUUUUUUUUUUUAUUAUUAUUAUUGUUGUUAUUGUUAGGAUCUGCUAAAUAAACUAUGGUUGAGUACAAUAAA